AUGACGAUAAAUUCAUAUGCAAUAUCACCCCACGAAGGGUCAAUGAAUAGAGAGCACGAGCCGACAAAUUAUUUUGAACCAGAACGACCGAUUAAUAUAACCCGAAGAUCAUCGGCUGUCAAUGAGAAAAGAUUUCUAUGGGAUGACGGUAUCAUUCCGUAUGAAAUUGGUGACACAUUCAAUGGAGCACAACGCAAAUUAUUUAAGAGAGCAAUGAGACACUGGGAACAAUCGACUUGCAUAAAAUUUGUUGAAAGAAUAAAAAAAAUUCACGAUUCUUAUUUACUGUUCACUAAAUUAAGCUGUGGAUGCUGUUCGUUAGUCGGCAAACGAGGCAAAGGAGGCAAUCCGAUUAGUAUCGAUGAUAGAUGUAAUACAUUUGGAACAGUUGUUCACGAAUUGGGCCAUGCAAUAGGUUUCUUCCAUGAACAUAACCGUCCAGACCGUGAUGAUUAUGUGGAAAUAAAUCAUGAUAUCAUUGACGAAGGUAGCGAAUACAAUUUUGAAAAAUCAAUAGCGGAGAAUGUAGAUACUUUGAACCAGCCUUACGAUUAUUUUUCGAUAAUGCAUUAUCCAUCAAUUGCAAUAGCAAACAGUGCUAAUAUCAAGACCUUAACACCGAAAAUAAAAAUCAAUGGCCGAAUACCGGAUAUUGGUCAGAGGAGUGCCCUAAGUACCGGUGACAUUACUGCUACAAAGUUGCUGUACAAUUGUUCUGCACAUGACGGGUCAUUUUUUGAGCCUUGGGAUAUGAUUGUCCCGCCAGUACAUCCAAAUAAUUCACCAAAAGUUUCCGAUAAAUGCAAAUGGACAAUUAGAGCUGCUGAAGGUGAACGAAUAAAGGUCAUACUAACAUCAUGGGAUAUUCAAGAGACUCCCAAUUGUACAGUAGAGUAUGUAGAAAUAAAAGAUGGCUACCAGGCAAAUAGUCGUGUCUUAGCUCGCAUAUGUGGUGAAGACAAAACAGUUAUUGUAACGGCUAGUAAUUUUGUAUCGAUUACAUAUGCUAGGAAUCGUUACGAAAAUUAUCACCUGGGAUUUAUAUUGAAAUACGAAACUGUUUGCGGCGGUGAUAUUUAUAUAGAAAGUAACGAUUCUUAUUACUUAGAAUCACCAAAUUAUCCAGAGUCAUACAAACCGAAUAAACAGUGCCAUUGGAAUAUCAAGGCUCCUUACAAGCAUUAUAUAGUAAUCCAAUUUAAUUACUUCGAACUUGAAGAAAGUAAUGGCUGUAAAAAUGAUUUUGUAAAAGUACGAGAGGGUGGAAAUAGAAAUGCGCCAAUUAUUGGAAAGUACUGCGGUGAAAGAGACCGUUUGGAAGUAGCUUCUCUGAUGAGAAGAAUUUUUCUGUCGUUUGUUACCAAUGGAUCGAAAGAAGCGGGAGUACUGAAUUUUUUUGUAAUAACGAUAAAUUCAUAUGUAAUAUUACCCCACGAAGAGUCAAUAAAUAGAGAGCUCGAGCCGACAAAUUAUUUUGAACCGGAACGACCGAUUAAUAUAAACCGAAGGUCAUUGGCUGUCAAUGAGAAAAGACUUCUAUGGGAUGACGGUAUUAUUCCGUAUGAAAUUGAAGACGUAUUCAAUGGAGCACAACGGAAAUUAUUGAAGCAAGCAAUGAGACACUGGGAACAAUCUACUUGUAUAAAAUUUGUUGAAAAAAUCCCACAAGUUGACGAUUCUUAUUUACUGUUCACUAAAUUAAACUGCGGGUGCUGUUCAGUGGUUGGCAGACAAGGCACAAAACGUAAUCCUAUUAGUCUACAUGAUGAAUGCAGUACAUUUGGAACAAUUGUUCACGAAUUGGGCCAUGCAAUAGGUUUCUUGCAUGAACAAAACCGUCCAGAUCGGGAUGAUUAUGUGCAAAUAAAUUUCGAAGCCAUUGAAAAAGGUUAA
Molecule: messenger RNA, 1893 nt
Organism: Microplitis mediator
Lineage: Eukaryota; Metazoa; Arthropoda; Insecta; Hymenoptera; Braconidae
Product: dorsal-ventral patterning protein tolloid-like
Exons: 7
Coding region: 1-1893 (630 amino acids)
Biological process (GO): proteolysis
Molecular function (GO): metalloendopeptidase activity; zinc ion binding
Source: RefSeq, a predicted model, not a curated record